AUACCGCCUCACGUAGCUCCAGGCACCAGUCACAGCCAGCCAGCCGAGCCAGCAACAUGGAGAAGGAAACUAAGAGCCUCGAAACCAUCAUCGAGAAUAACCUGAGCGGCAACGAUUUGGACGAGUUCAACAGAAUCUACUACGGACGGAAGGAUCAUCAUGCGGUCCCAAUCAAAGAUACCUCGCUAGCAGCAGCCAAGGAGAACAACUUUGAAAUCGCAGCGUACGCCUUCCCAGCCAAAAAGGAGUCUACCAGACCACCUAGAAUCGUCAAGGUCGGCGUCAUCCAGCACUCCACCCCCCUACCCACCGACCGUCCCAUCAACGAGCAGAAGAAUGCUAUCCUCGCGAAAGUCAAGAAGAUGAUCGACGUCGCCGGCCAGGAAGGAGUCAACAUCCUCUGUUUCCAGGAGCUCUGGAACAUGCCCUUCGCGUUCUGCACCCGGGAGAAGCAGCCGUGGUGCGAGUUCGCCGAAUCUGCCGAGGAUGGACCGACUACGAGGUUCCUGAGGGAGCUCUGCAUUAAAUACGCCAUGGUCAUCGUAUCCUCCAUCCUCGAGAGAGACGAGAAGCACGCGGACAUUCUCUGGAACACAGCAGUCGUCAUCAGCGACACAGGUAAGGUGAUCGGCAAGCAUAGGAAGAACCACAUCCCUAGAGUUGGCGACUUCAACGAGUCCAACUACUACAUGGAAGGUAACACCGGUCAUCCAGUCUUCGCGACGCGCUACGGCAAGAUCGCCGUCAACAUCUGCUUCGGCCGCCACCACGUGUUAAACUGGAUGAUGUUCGGCCAGAACGGUGCUGAGAUCGUCUUCAACCCAUCGGCGACCAUCGCGGCGGAAGCGGGCAGCGAGUACAUGUGGAACAUCGAGGCGAGGAACGCUGCCAUCACCAACUGCUAUUUUACGGCGGCUAUCAACAGGGUCGGCUAUGAAGAGUUCCCCAACGAAUUCACGUCUGCGGACGGCAAGCCGGCUCAUAAAGACCUGGGUCUGUUCUACGGCUCCAGCUACUUCUGCGGCCCCGACGGGGUGAGGUGCCCAGGGUUGUCGCGCACCAAGGAUGGUCUUCUGAUCUCUGUAAUGGAUCUGAACAUGAACAGACAGAUCAGGGACCGCCGCUGCUACUAUAUGACUCAGCGCCUAGACAUGUACGUUGAUAGCCUCAAGAAGGUUCUAGAUCUCGAAUUCAAGCCCCAGGUUGUCCACGAGAACGAGAAAUGAAAACUUCUACCGAUUUAACUCCCGUUUUUAAUGAAUAUAGUAUUUUUUAAUCUAA
Molecule: messenger RNA, 1281 nt
Organism: Aricia agestis (brown argus)
Lineage: Eukaryota; Metazoa; Arthropoda; Insecta; Lepidoptera; Lycaenidae
Product: beta-ureidopropionase-like
Exons: 1
Coding region: 57-1226 (389 amino acids)
Molecular function (GO): beta-ureidopropionase activity
Source: RefSeq, a predicted model, not a curated record